Acanthosepion pharaonis is the source of this 792-nucleotide messenger RNA. The record is from the annotation of a GenBank genome assembly. Lineage: Eukaryota; Metazoa; Mollusca; Cephalopoda; Sepiida; Sepiidae.
AUGUUAAAAAUAGAAAAUAAAAUACUUCAGUGUUUUUUUUUUUUCUUCUUCUUUUGCCUUCUUUCUUCCUCUUCCUCUUCUCCUCCUCCUCCUCCUUUUUCUUCCUCUUCCUCUUCUCCUCCUCCUCCUCCUUUUUCUUCUUCUUCUUCUCCUCCUCCUUUUUCUUCUUCUUCUUCUUCUAUUCCCCCCUUUCUGCUUCUCAUCGCCAUUUUCUUGUAUCACCUCAUCAUCAUCAUCUACUAUAUACUCAUUUUCUUGUAUCUAUUUCUCUUCUUUUUCUUCUUCUUCUUCUUCUUCUUCUUCUUCUUCUUCUUCUUCUUCUUCUUCUUCAUUCCUACUUCUUCUCCUCUUUUUCUUCAUGAAGUACCUCCUUCUCCUCCUCCUCCUCCUAUUUUUCUUUCUUCUAUUUCCUUCUCCUCUUCUACUAUUUCCUCCCCUUCCCCUCCUCUUCCUCGUCCUCCUUUUUGUAUCUCCUUCUCCUGUUCUCCUCUUUCUUCUUGUAUCUCCUUCUCCUCCUCCUCUUCUUCUUCUUCUUGUAUCUCCUUAUCCUCCUCCUGCUCUUCCUUUUCAUCUCUCUCCUCAUCUGGUACUUCUAUUAUCUCCUUCUCCUCUUUUUCUUCUUGUAUCUCCUUUUUUUUAUUGUUCUUCUUCUAUUUCCUCCUACUCUUCUUCUUUUAUCUUUUUUUCUUCUUCUUCUUCUCUGAUCCUCUUUUACUUUUAUCUCGUCUUCCGCUCCUUCUCCUCUUUUUCUGUCUCCACUUCCGCCUCUUCUUUUAUCUCCCCUUCAUUUAA